CCACCAAACCCCGUUUAAUUUUUCUCCAUCUGCCUCCUCCAUAAAACCCUCCUCUCAACGAAACCCUCUUUGCGUCUCUCUCUCUGCCCCUCUCUGCCCCUCUCUAGCCAUGGCUGUUUGCAGCGCAGAGCUCAUCGUCGUCUCUCUCCUCUUUAUGUCGACCGUCUUCGUCGCUGCAGACUCGCACACCUUCGCGCGGAGCCUCCUCCCGCGAGAGCUCGGGCUCAAGGAGGAGAAGCUGAGCCACCUCCACUUCUACUUCCAUGACAUCGUGAGCGGGCCCAACCCGACCGCCGUGCGCGUCGCCGAGGCCAAGAUGACCAACUCGUCGGCCACGGGGUUCGGGGCCGUGGUCAUGAUCGACGACCCGCUGACCGAGGGCCCCGAGACGAGCUCCAAGGAGGUCGGGCGGGCGCAGGGGAUCUACGCGCUGGCGUCGCAGAAGGACACCGGGCUGCUCAUGGUGCAGAACUACGUGUUCACCGAGGGGAAGUACAACGGGAGCACGCUGAGCGUGCUCGGCCGGAACGCGGUGUUCUCCGGCGUGCGGGAGUUGUCGAUCGUCGGCGGGAGCGGGCUCUUCCGGUUCGCCCGCGGGUACGCUCAGGCACAGACGCACACGUUCGACCGUAAGACCGGGGACACCUGCGUGGAGUACAAUGUUUAUGUCUUCCAUUAUUGAUCCAAGUUCUCGAGAUGUCUCUGCAGGCCUUUCUGGAAAGAGUUCUCACUGUUUAGUUCUUUUGUUUUUUGGUCGGAACACUGUUUAGUCUGGUGGCCGUGUUGUUUGUUCGUUUCUUUGGUAUCUAUUUCUCUUUUAAUUUUCCAAUCA
This is a messenger RNA of Syzygium oleosum, 832 nucleotides long. Its product is annotated as dirigent protein 22-like. NCBI's taxonomy places the organism in Eukaryota, Viridiplantae, Streptophyta, Magnoliopsida, Myrtales, Myrtaceae. The transcript has a single exon. Bases 110 to 682 code for a protein of 190 amino acids. The record is from RefSeq and is a predicted model, not a curated record.